This is a messenger RNA of Empidonax traillii (willow flycatcher), 2771 nucleotides long. Its product is annotated as cytochrome P450 1B1. Gene Ontology annotation, molecular function: iron ion binding; heme binding; steroid 17-alpha-monooxygenase activity. The coding region runs from base 502 to 2130 and encodes 542 amino acids. Lineage: Eukaryota; Metazoa; Chordata; Aves; Passeriformes; Tyrannidae. The record is from RefSeq and is a predicted model, not a curated record. The transcript is spliced from 3 exons. Gene Ontology annotation, biological process: progesterone metabolic process; hormone biosynthetic process.
UGCCGGUGGGACGAGCUCCGGAGGGUUAAAGCGCUCGGAAGGUGAUAAUAACUCUGCGCUGGGAUCGGGUGCAAUUGGCAUUGGCCUGCACGUGACCUGCCAAGCUCCGGGUGACAGGUACCGGGGCUCCUAAUGAAUUUCCCAAAGGCUUGGAUCUGAACGCCGCCGCCGCCGCUGUCGUCCCGGGGCUGCCCGCUAAAGCUGCCGCCGGCUGCCUAGCUCCUCUCCAUCCUCCCCAAGGUCUCCCAUGGAAGCAGCGUGCAACAGGUCAGUUCUGCUACAGGAGCCCGAGGUGGCCUUUUAUUUCAUUCCUCCUUCCCCGCGCUGCUUCUGAAAGGCUGGAGAAAACGGUAAGAGCGGGCGGCCCCCGGGCACGGGAAUGGGAAGCGGGACCAGUCAGCGUUGCCAACGCCGAGUCUCAGGCAUCCUCCGCAGCCCAUCCCCGGGGCGGCCGACCGCCAGCCUGCGCUGCCGCGACGGGCACGAAGGUCCGGGAGGAGCAUGGCCCUCGAGAGGCUCGGGAAAGCCCUGGGCGGCAUCCCCCCCUUGCAAAUCUCCCUCCUGCUUCUCCUGUGCCUGCUCGCCGCCAUCCAACUGGGCAAGCUUCUCCUGCAGCAGCAGCAGCGCCGGCGGCAGGGCCAGCGCCGGUCGCCGCCGGGCCCUUUCCCCUGGCCCCUGAUCGGCAACGCGGCGCAGCUGGGCAGCGCCCCGCACCUCUCCUUCGCCCGCCUGGCCAGCACCUACGGCGCCGUGUUCCAGCUGCGCCUGGGGCGCUGGCCCGUGGUGGUGCUGAACGGGGAGCGCGCCAUCCGCCAGGCCCUCGUCCGCCAGGGGGCCGCCUUCGCCGGCCGCCCGCCCUUCCCAUCCUUCCAGCUGGUGUCGGGCGGGCUCAGCCUGGCCUUCGGCGGCUACUCGGAGCUGUGGAAGCUGCACCGGCGGGCGGCGCACGCCACGGUGCGCGCCUUCUCCACGGGCAGCCCCGCCACCCGCCGCCUGCUGGAGCGGCACCUGGUGGGCGAGGCGCGGGCUCUGGUGGCGCUGCUGGUGCGGGGCAGCGCCGGCGGCGCCUUCCUCGACCCCUCUCGCGUCCUGGUGGUGGCCGUGGCCAACGUGAUGAGCGCCCUGUGCUUCGGCCGCCGCUACAGCCACGGCGACGGAGAGUUCCUGCGCAUCGUGGGGCGCAACGAGCAGUUCGGGCGGGCGGUGGGCGCCGGCAGCCUGGUGGACGCGCUGCCCUGGCUCCAGCGCUUCCCCAGCCCCAUCCGCGCUGCCUACCGCGCCUUCCGCGACCUCAACCGCGACUUCUACGGCUUCGUUCGCGGCAAGUUCCUGCAGCACCAGCGCAGCCUGCGACCGGGGGCCGCCCCCCGCGACAUGAUGGACGCCUUCAUCCGCCUGCAGCGGGAGCAGCCGCGCCUGCAGCUCGAACACGUGCCCGCCACUGUCACCGACAUCUUCGGCGCCAGCCAGGAUACCCUCUCCACGGCCCUGCAGUGGCUCCUCAUCUUUCUCAUCAGGUAUCCAAAAGUGCAGGCUAAAAUGCAAGAAGAAGUGGAUAGGAUUGUUGGAAGAGACCGUCUGCCAUGCGUGGAAGAUCAGCCUCACCUGCCCUACAUCAUGGCCUUCUUGUAUGAAUCCAUGCGUUUCAGCAGCUUUGUGCCUGUUACUAUCCCACACGCCACCACAACCAACACCUUCAUAAUGGGCUACCUCAUUCCCAAGGACACCGUGAUUUUUGUAAAUCAGUGGUCAGUGAAUCAUGAUCCAGCAAAAUGGUCCAACCCUGAGGAUUUUGAUCCAACAAGAUUCCUGGAUGAGAACGGAUUCAUCAAUAAAGAUCUUACUAGCAGUGUGAUGAUUUUCUCAUUGGGAAAACGUCGGUGUAUUGGAGAGGAGUUAUCCAAGGUGCAGCUCUUUCUCUUUACCUCUAUACUGGUGCAUCAGUGCAAUUUUACUGCUAACCCAAAUGAAGACCCGAAAAUGGACUUUACCUAUGGGCUGACCAUUAAACCUAAGCCAUUUACCUUGAAUGUUACACUAAGAGAUACUAUGGAUUUGCUUGAUCAGGCUGUCCAAAGACUGCAAGCAGAGAAAGUAGCCAAUGAAAAUCAGCUGUCAGCAAAUGCCUAAGCAAUAAACCUUGCAUCUAAAGAUAAUCCCUCUCUCUCUUUUUAGAUUUAUAUGACUUAGAGUUUGUUCUGGUGAUCUUUUUGGAACUUAGCCAAUAUUACAAGUCAUAAGAGCAGGAAGAAAAGCUGCACAAAGUAUAAUUCAGUCCUCUUUUUAGUUCUAGAAGGAGAGCCAGGGGAACAAUUUAAUAUAUUAAAUAAUAAAACAUAUGCAAUUUGAAAGUAAACUUUUUCUUUUCUAGCUUGUACACAGAAGUUGCCAUUGUAAAGCGCUUUUUAUCUAUUGACUGGUUGGAGCAUCUCCAGGAACUGUCUCUACAAUCCUUGCCAUGUCUCCAUGUGCUAUGCCUUAACUCUAGGUUUGCCUUCAGUGACUCCGCAUCCCAAAGUGAAAUUUCUUAUUAAAAAGAAAAAAAAAAAAAGAUUAAAAAAAAGGGUUGUUUAGAACACUGCAGCCUGCCUCUGAAUUCCCUCUACUGGAAACUGCCAUGCUCCUGUGUUGUGACUGCUGGGAUGUACAUUAAUGCCUCAAUAGUAAGUGUUCAAGUGAUUUUUGGUAAAAUAACAAUGUAAAGUCUAGCCUUAAGCAUUCCAAAGUGUUUACAUAAAUGAUUAAAAAAAUAAAAGCCUUCCUUAUAAGCA